AUGUCUUCUUCAUCAUUUUCCCCUCAUCAUUCCUUGCCCUUUCCUGAUACCGGUUCUUCUGCUACAUCAGAAGCCUGGAUAUCCGGUGACGUCAACACACCCGCUAUUGUUCAUGAUCAAGCACCCCACUUGCAUGCACAUGACGUGUUGGGUAUCGACCAGCUGUUUUCAAUUCCACUAUGGAUGUUACCUACACCAGAAGAUUAUUCAAUUGUCUAUGAUGUGAUCUAUGCGGUUCGUCAUUUCUACAUACCAGACGAGCCUUCGAAUGCUGGUCUCAUAUCGCAAAUGCUACAUGCGCACUAUGCACAGUGGUCUGAAUUGGGUAAUAUCCCUCUGGAAACAACAGCGACAGGAAUAACAGCACCCGCAUCAUUGCUGUCAACGUCAUCAUCACCUUCGCGACCGCAAGAUCGUGUGCAUUCUCUACCCACAACCACACCAGAAGACCUUGAACGUUGUAUUGUCACUCUCGUAGCCCAGCUUGUCAGCCAAUCCUGCAUACAUCAAGGUGGCCUUGAGAAUAUCGACCUCGUAUCCCAAGUGAUACGCUGGGCUGUCAGCCGUGUUGCCGAUGACGAUUUUUUUCGUGAAUAUUACUUUAAUCUUACCAUCCAACAGCUAUACCCUCAUUCUACUUCAUCGUAUCAUACCACUUCACCAGCAGCAGCAGAGAUAGCAACACCCGCACCACCACUAUCAGCUCCAUCACCAUCGCCACAACCACAGGAGACAGUGCACUCCCCAGCCACAGCUAACGAAGUAUCCAGCCGAUAUGGCAGCGGCUCCUUUGGGCGAUGCACGGAUACUGUGUUUCAGACUUGGAUGGUGUCUCGAAAUGGGAAACUACCCAUGGCAACAUACCUUGAAACAGUAGCUAUUAGUGAAGAGAUGUCAUUUACGGGCUUGUCAUGGCAACGCUUGCGUAGCCAAGGCAACUUGACGAGCGACGACUUCGAUCGCGUAUUCGCAUGUCUACGCAAUAGUGGUGAUCAAGACAAUACGAUUGCGCCAUUGCAAAAGCCUACAGUCGAACAGCUUAGGAAUGAGCUCGAACUAGAAUUCUUGACGCCUGAACGCACGUUCCCAACAUCGUGGCUCGCCAAGUGUCAAGAACAUUGGCAUGAAUCAGCGGAUUUCCCAUCAUUUGCAAAUGCACAGCUAUCAAAACCACAUACGGCCAUACAAGUAGCAAGACGAGGAUAUGAUGGUGAUAUACGUGGUUACCGAGAAUCCAUCAUCCAAGAUGCCAAUCUCAGCGCCUCCAAUUCCACCAGCUUCAGUCGUCCCUUUGGUGCCACUCGCGAUUUUGUGAGAGGAAAUGCUGUCCAGUAUCCAUUCGCACCUGGUGGUCUUGAAGCCGAAGUUGUGGAUGAAGAGAUUGAGGAAAUCAACAUUGAUCUCGACUUUUUGCAGGAUGAUUUGCCAGCUGUGGCUCCUGGAUUGGAUAGAGGAUUGGUGUUUGAAGGCGAUGAUCAAGCACAAAUCAAGGAACCAUCAUCAUCAUCAUCAACUGCUACUCCUUCUGUAUUCAACUUGGAUGAUGUCCUCAAGCCUUCUGAGACCUUUGACUUUUUGGAUGUGAAGACAACCGAGAAAGUGGAUACAACACCUACAACAGAACCUACGACUCAACAAGAUGCUGCUGAAAAGGAAGAAGUGGAUGAACUCUUACCACAACAAGCACCUCGUCCAGCUGUGGAAUCAAUGCCCAAGCUCAAGACUGUCAAUGAAACGCAUCGUCGUCGUGAAUGGGCACAUGAGAUCAACGUUAACCAGCCGUUUGACAACUUUCAUGACCUGGUGCCUGAAAUGGCAAAGGAGUUUUCAUUUGAACUUGAUCCAUUCCAGAAGCAUGCCGUGUAUCAUUUGGAAAUGGGUGAUUCGGUCUUUGUUGCAGCUCACACCUCGGCUGGUAAAACGGUUGUCGCUGAUUACGCUAUCGCAUUAGCUUCCAAACACAUGACCAAAGCUAUCUACACCUCGCCCAUCAAAGCUUUAUCGAAUCAAAAGUUCCGCGACUUUAAGCACACCUUUGGUGAUGAUGUUGGUAUCCUUACAGGCGAUGUUCAAAUUCGACCUGAAGCCAGCUGUUUGGUUAUGACUACUGAGAUUCUACGAAGCAUGUUGUAUCGUGGUGCCGAUUUGAUUCGUGAUGUGGAGUUUGUCAUUUUCGAUGAAGUUCACUAUGUCAACGAUAUUGAGCGUGGUGUUGUAUGGGAAGAGGUGAUCAUUAUGCUUCCAGCCCACGUCAACAUUAUUUUGCUGUCUGCGACCGUACCCAAUACUCGAGAAUUUGCGGACUGGGUGGGACGUACAAAGAAGAAAGACAUUUACGUCAUUAGCACGCUCAAGCGUCCAGUGCCCCUCGAACAUCAUCUAUAUGCUGGCAAGGACUUGUUCAAAAUUGUUGGUGCAAAUGAAAAGAAACUCAACGGCACAGCCUACAAGCAAGCAAGUGACGCUAUCACCAAGCGUAAAGAACAACAAGAAAAGACUGCUGCUGCUACUCGUGGAGGACGUGGAGGACGUGGUGGUGCAGUUGCUCGAGGAUCUCAUAAGCCUAUUGGACGUAGUUAUCAAGCUGUCAUGCAAACGGAUCGCAACUUGUUUGUUCACUUGAUCGGCCUUUUGAACAAGAAGCAAUUGUUACCUGUGGUCAUUUUCACCUUUUCCAAGAAGCGUUGCGAGGAAUAUGCAAGCAGCUUAUCCAAAACCGACUUGUGUACCAGCUUGGAAAAGAGCGAGAUCCAUGUAUUUAUUGAAAGAAGCUUGGUUCGAUUACGUGGUACCGACAAGGAGCUGCCACAAAUCCUACGCAUGCGUGAACUACUUUGUCGAGGUAUUGCGGUGCAUCAUGGUGGCCUGUUGCCUAUCAUCAAAGAAAUCGUUGAAAUCUUGUUCGCACGAGGCUUGGUCAAGGUUUUAUUUGCUACCGAAACAUUUGCUAUGGGCGUCAACAUGCCUGCUCGUAGUGUUGUCUUUUCAGGUUUAAGGAAGCAUGAUGGUCGUGGAUUCAGAGAUCUUUUACCUGGUGAAUAUACCCAAAUGUCGGGUCGUGCAGGACGACGUGGUCUCGAUAGCACUGGUAUGGUGAUUAUUGCUUGUAGUGGUGAUGAGCCCCCUGAAGCAGCAAGACUUUCAACCAUGAUCCUUGGUCGACCUACCAAACUCGAGUCGCAAUUCCGUUUGACGUACAAUAUGAUUCUCAAUCUUUUACGUGUCGAGGCGCUCAAGGUCGAGGAAAUGAUUAAGCGCAGCUUUUCCGAGAAUAGCACCCAAAAGUUGCUCCCAGAUACGAAGCGUCUUGUGGAUGAAAACGAGCAACGCAAAUUGGCGCUACGACAACUUGAUUGUACGAUUUGUGGACCUGAUUUGGAGCAAUUCUACGACGUGUGUGGUGAAGUGAUCACCUUGAACCGCAACAUGAUGCUGCAAUACAUUUCAAAAUCGCCCGCUGGUAAUCGUGCCUUGACAGCUGGUCGCAUCGUUAUUGUCAACAACAAUGUUUAUCGAAAUACCCCUGCUGUCAUUCUCAAACCAGUACCUGUAUCCACUGCUGCUGCUGCAACUACCCAAAAGACAUUCUAUUGCUUGUUGUUGGUACCCAAGGAUCUUGAUACAAAAAUGCAAGGAUCAGAUGAGAUCGCACCUUUACCAGUGACCAUGUUGAAUGUGCCUGAAAGUACAGAAAGCAAGACUGAAGUUGUCUCUAUUGGCGUAUCAGACUUUUUGAUGGUGUCCAAAUCGAGCAUCAAGUUGGAUGUGGAUGCUGUUAUGACAGGACGAGAUGCAAUGGAGCUAACACGCGUGAAACAAGAGCUGGAGAAGGCUGCUGAAGAUACUCAGAAGUCUACUCUUCUUGAAUAUGAUUGGCAAAAGAUUAAGGAUAUCGAGUUCCAAGAAAUGUUGCGUAACAAGGUGGCGCACAUGAAACGACUACGUACGGAUUUCCAAUGCACCAAAUGCCCUGAUCUUAACGAGCAUUAUGCAUUGGUACAUGCUCACAAGAGGAUCUCGAGCCAAAUUGAUAUGCUCAAGCUUACGAUUUCGGAUCAAAACCUUGAAUUGUUGCCAGACUAUCAUCAACGUAUCGAAGUUCUCAGGCAGAUGCACUAUAUUGAUGAGCAGGGUACAGUGCAGCUCAAGGGUCGUGUUGCAUGCGAGAUCAACUCGGCGGAUGAAUUAUUGCUUACUGAAUUGGUGCUUGACAAUGUGUUUGCCGACUACGAGCCAGCUGAAGUGGUGGCCAUUUUAUCUGCAUUUGUGUUCCAGGAGCGCAAUGCAAGUGAGCCACGCCUUACACCCAAACUUACCAAGGCCAAGGAGACUGUUCUCACAUAUGCACGCAAGGUGGCUCAAGUACAGGUGGACUGUGGUCUGCCAUUGUCGAUUGAAGAUUAUGUCAACAGCUUGCACUUUGGUCUAGUCGAGGUCGUCUAUGAAUGGGCACGUGGAUUGCCUUUCAAACACAUCACAGAUUUGACGGACGUUCUGGAAGGAUCCAUUGUUCGUUGUAUUAGUCGCUUGGAUGAAACUACACGUGAAGUGAUGAGUGCGGCACGUAUGGUUGGUGACACCAGCCUGUACAAAAAGAUGGAAGAGGCUGAACAAGAAAUCAAGCGUGAUAUUGUCUUUGCUGCAAGCUUGUACUUUUAG
Messenger RNA from Lichtheimia ornata, 4659 nucleotides. RefSeq lists its product as uncharacterized. Gene Ontology annotation, molecular function: nucleic acid binding; RNA helicase activity; ATP binding. The record is from RefSeq and is a predicted model, not a curated record. Gene Ontology annotation, cellular component: Ski complex. The transcript is spliced from 23 exons. NCBI's taxonomy places the organism in Eukaryota, Fungi, Mucoromycota, Mucoromycetes, Mucorales, Lichtheimiaceae. Bases 1 to 4659 code for a protein of 1552 amino acids. Gene Ontology annotation, biological process: nuclear-transcribed mRNA catabolic process, 3'-5' exonucleolytic nonsense-mediated decay.